Messenger RNA from Hydatigera taeniaeformis, 2274 nucleotides. The record is from the annotation of a GenBank genome assembly. Lineage: Eukaryota; Metazoa; Platyhelminthes; Cestoda; Cyclophyllidea; Taeniidae.
AUGGCAAUGAAAAUUUUUGGAUUUCGAUUAACAUGGCAGCGCUUAGUGAUGACCGGCACAGCUGCAGGUUUGGGAACCUUAGCCCUUAUGGAAUAUGCACCGAAAAUGCUGGAAGCUAAAAGAAUGCGCGCUACUCGACUUCGCAAACCUCCACCGGAGGAGGAACUUGCGCUUUUUCGUGGACCUCUCACCAGCCGUCAACAAAAUAUCAAUCGCAUGAUGAAAGGUGACGAGGUCUUUGAUAUUUUGGUCAUUGGAGGUGGAGCCACCGGCACAGGUGUUGCGCUAGAUGCUAUUACUCGAGGUUUGACCACCUGUCUGGUGGAAAAGCAGGAUUUUGCCUCUGGCACGUCAAGUCGUUCGACAAAGCUGAUCCACGGUGGUGUGCGUUACCUCCAAAAGGCCGUCUUCAAUUUAGAUUUGGAGCAAUACCGUAUGGUGCGUGAGGCUCUAAGUGAACGGGCCAACCUCCUCGACAUCGCUCCGCAUAUUGCCCAUCCGCUUCCUAUCAUGCUACCUAUUUACAAAUGGUGGCAAGUACCUUAUUACUGGCUGGGCAUUAAAAUGUACGAUCUGGUCUCCGGCACCCAAAUUCUCAAGUCAAGCUACUUCCUCAACAAAUCACGCUCUAUGGAGAUAUUCCCACACCUAAAAGAAGAAAAACUGAAAGGUGCUCUCGUAUAUUACGAUGGUCAACACGAUGAUGCACGAAUGUGUCUAGACGUCGCCUUUACAGCUAGUCGGUACGGCGCCGCCAUUGCCAACUAUGUAGAGGUCGUGGAACUGCUCAAGGGACCAAGCGAUGAUCCCAAGCAGAAAGAUGCCUCUGGAAGGCCGAAAUUGGUCGUCAAUGGGGCUCGCCUCCGCGAUCUCCUUUCAGGCAAGGAAUUCGUUGUCCGCGCUCGUUGUAUUGUCAAUGCCACAGGUCCCUUUACCGACGAAAUCCGCAAAAUGGAGAAUGAUAAACUUGAUCUCAUCUGUCAGCCCAGCUCUGGUGUCCACAUCGUCCUUCCUAACUAUUACAGUCCGGAGAACAUGGGCCUUUUGGAUCCAUCCACCACCGAUGGACGUGUCAUUUUCUUCCUGCCCUGGCUUGGUCACGUUGUAGCCGGAACUACAGAUCACCCUUGCAAGGUGACCACUUCGCCUGAACCAACAGAUGACGAUGUUCAAUUCAUUCUCUCAGAAAUUAAAAGCUAUCUAUCACCUGAUCUUAAAGGCAGGCUUCGACGGGGUGAUGUGCUCUCUGUGUGGUCGGGGAUUCGUCCACUGGUUUCUGAUCCCACUUCCAAGGAUACACAAUCAAUUGCGCGUAACCAUGUUAUCACGGUGGGUGAGAACAACUUGAUCACAAUUGCUGGAGGGAAAUGGACCACAUAUCGCAAAAUGGCUGAGGAGACGGUGGAUAAAUGUGUUAAGGUGAAUCAUUUUAAAGCUCAUUUGUUUUCGAUUCGUGGAAGUGUCCUUCAUGAUCUGCAGGUAUGCGGUCUCAAGCCGAAAUCAAAGUGUCGCACUGUGGGCUUGCGCCUAAACGGUGCGCAUGGGUGGUCACCCAAUCUAUUCAUCCAACUGUCCCAGGAGUACGGCAUUGACCGUGAUGUGGCCAUCCACCUCGCCUCAACUUAUGGCGGUCAUGCUGUUAGAAUUGCCCAACAGGCCAAACUCACUGGUCGUCGCUACCCUCUAGCAGGACGCCGACUUCAUCCCGACUUCCCUAUCAUUGAAGCUGAGGUUAUAGAGGCAUGCCACCAGUAUGCCUGCAAUGCCAUUGAUUUUCUUGCCAGAAGGACGCGUCUGGCCUUUCUGGACGUCAGGGCUGCAGAGGAGAUCCUGCCCAAGUUGAUUGAUUUGAUGGGUGCUGAACUCAACUGGUCCGCACAACGCAAGAAGAGAGAAUUUGAGAACACAAUGAAUUUCCUCAAAACGGAGAUGGGUCUUGAUAUGAAACGCGUCAAGACAAUUCCUGCCAACUUUUCUAUGGAGGAAGUGGAGACUAUAAGAAAGCAGUUCAGUUCUAUUGAUGUUGAUGGCAAGGGCUACAUCACUCUGAACGACCUCCGCAAAUUCUUCACGAAACAAGGUGAGAGUGUAAGCGACGAUACGUUGGAAAACAUUCUCUCUGAUCUUGAUUUGGACCGAAACGGUGAAAUCGACCAGGUCGAAUUUUUUGAGUUUAUGAGCUCCCUAAAGACCGGUGCUGUUCCACACCACACAUUGAAGAGUGUCCUCAAUCGUCCUGCCAUUCCAGUUUCGCGAAGUGGCGGGGGGGUCUAA